Molecule: messenger RNA, 384 nt
Organism: Talaromyces stipitatus ATCC 10500
Lineage: Eukaryota; Fungi; Ascomycota; Eurotiomycetes; Eurotiales; Trichocomaceae
Exons: 3
Coding region: 1-384 (127 amino acids)
Biological process (GO): mycotoxin biosynthetic process
Source: RefSeq, a predicted model, not a curated record
AUGGCUCAUGGCCCAAUGGGAAAGAAGGAUAUGUUCCCUCGGUUCUUCAUCAACUUCAUUGGUACACUGAAUCACUGGAAACUGAAAUUACGAGCAGGGGAAAACCUUAGUGAAGGCGAGAUCGAGCACAUGGGCCAUUGUAUUGAAUAUUUGCGACAGGCCGUCAUGUGUUUCGGCGAUACCGCACUAGAGAAACCGGUCGAUCAUUCAAAUUAUGUCCAUGCAGAUUUUGAGGAAACAGAGCACCUGUGUCGGGAUUGGCACACUCUAUCGCAGUACUUUUGGGCGUCAUCCAUUGACUUUAUCUGGGGAAUGGAUGCGCCAAUGACUGUUUUUGAGAAUAGCGAUGCAUGGAAAGGUAAUCCAGCAGGAUCCAUUCUAUAG